Phalaenopsis equestris is the source of this 3606-nucleotide messenger RNA. RefSeq lists its product as uncharacterized. Bases 270 to 3278 code for a protein of 1002 amino acids. NCBI's taxonomy places the organism in Eukaryota, Viridiplantae, Streptophyta, Magnoliopsida, Asparagales, Orchidaceae. The transcript is spliced from 16 exons. The record is from RefSeq and is a predicted model, not a curated record. Gene Ontology annotation, molecular function: phosphatidylinositol binding.
ACGGACGCCGUUCUUUCCGCGUCUCACAAAAAGAUAUGCCCGACUCGGCCCUGUCAUUUUUGCCUGCUCCUUUCUUCUCCCCUCUGUCCAGCACUAUUAAAAUCUAGGGUUUCUGAGUGGAAUCCUCACACAGAUCAUCUCCGGAAACUUUUCCACUUAUUACUAUUUGUACGUGGCUGUCUGAUCUUGCGAACCAUAGCGGUGUGACCUUUUUGGCUCUUAUGUUUGCCGAGUGACGACCGCAACGGCGAUCUUCAAAUACGGAGAAGAUGAAGCCGAUGAACACAUUUCUAGAUGUGGUCGAGGAAGCGAAAGUUCGAGCUGUGUUCUUGGCCAUCUGCGUUUAUGGGAUCUCAUACUUCUUAUCGCAUACAAGCAAAUCAAUGUGGAUAAAUAUCCCUAUAUCAGUUCUUAUAUUUGCUGCCUUCCGCUAUAUAUCAUAUGAGGUGGAAUUCAGAUGGAAGGUGCAGAGAGUACGACGGCAGACAUACUUGUCACAUUUGGAGAAGCAGCAGUUAUCUGUUGAUGACCCCCGUCUUUCUCUGGUGACAAAUACAUCAAAAUGGAGAAGAAAAAUUGAUUCACCUGUUGUGGAGACUGCUAUAGAUGAUUUUAUUAAAAAGAUUUUACAGGAUUUUGUUGUUGAUCUUUGGUAUUCUUCUAUCACUCCUGACCAAGAAGCACCUGAGCUUUUAAGGACAUUAAUACUAGAUGUGCUUGGUGAAAUAUCGGGAAGGAUUAAAGAGAUCAACCUAGUGGAGUUGUUAACAAGGGAUAUGGUUGACUUGAUAGGAAAUCAAUUGGAUCUUUUUAGAAAAAAUCAGUCAGAAAUAGGCACUGACAUUAUGGGAACUCUUUCUUUUGAAGAAAGAGAUGAAAGACUCAAACGACAUCUGAUGGCUUCCAGGGAACUUCAUCCUGCUCAAGUAUCUCCAGAGUUUGAGCAUAAGGUUCUUCAACAAAUGGUUGGAGGACUUCUUGCCAUAGUUUUGCAACCGCAAGAAGCUCAAUGCCCACUAGUUCGUUGUAUUGGUCGAGAGCUUUUGAUCUGUUUGGUUGUGCAACCGAUUAUGACUUUUGCUAGUCCGAUGUACGUCAAUGAACUGAUUGAAUAUAUCUUCCUCUCAAGUAAUGACAAUGUUGGGACAGAGGUUGUUCCCUCUGGGCCUCCGGAGGCAACUUAUUCUUUUCAAGUUGAUAAAGUGCUAGAGGAAAAUACUUCAGUUGUUGAGCCAGAGCAUGGUAGAACUAUAAGUUCCAUUCAGCCAAGUGAUUUGUUAUUAAGUAAAGCUGAUAGAGGGGCAUUUGGUUUGGAGCAAGGCCGCCAAACCAUGUUGCAAGAAGGUUCUUCACUUCCCAUCCAACCUCGGGCAGCUGAAUGGGCUGUUGUACUAGAAGCUGCUACAAAAAGAAGAACUCAAGUUCUUACUCCUGAGAAUCUUGAAAAUAUGUGGACAAAAGGAAGAAACUACAAAAAGAAAACUGCAAAGCUUAUGCAAGCAGAAGCUUCUUCAGGAGCUGGUAAGCUUGAUUUAGUCAUCAAGAGUACUGACAUGCAUGCUGGGGAUUCCAGGAAUGAAUUGUCAACUAAGGCGAGCAAAAUUAAUUCAGAUCUUAUCAGGGAAGAACUUUCUAAGGGAUUUCAUUCCAAUGACGGGCCUGGAGAAACUAUGAGAUCUGUCGACAGUACUAAUCAGCUUAAAAGAUGUAAUAGUACCUCUGAUAUGGAUGCAUGUUAUACUUGCAAGACUGGUGAAAAUAUCAUCUAUAAGGAUUUCUACACCUCAAACUUUAGAAAGCAUAGUGAAGAGCCAAGUGCUGAAAUGGCUUUCCACGGUGAAGGCUCUUCAUAUGUUCCUAAGCUUAAGUGCAGAGUUGUGGGAGCGUACUUUGAAAGACUUGGUUCAAAGUCUUUUGCAGUUUAUAAAAUUGCUGUAACAGAUGCAGAGAACAAAACCUGGUUUGUAAAGAGAAGAUACCGAAAUUUUGAAAGAUUGCAUCGACAUCUUAAGGAAAUACGUAACUAUUCCUUAUCUUUGCCACCAAAGAGAUUUUUGUCAUCCAGCAUUGAUGAUUACUUUGUUCAUCAACGUUGCAUUCUUCUUGACAAAUAUUUGCAAGAUCUUUUGGCUAUAGCUAAUAUUGCGGAACAACAUGAAGUGUGGGACUUUUUAAGUGCUUCAUCAAUGAAUUAUUCCUUUGGGAAAUCUACUUCGGUUAUGAAAACAUUGGCUGUUAAUAUGGAUGAUGCCAUGGAUGAUAUUGUUCGUCAAUUGAAACGUAAAGUUGUUGGAUCAUCGUCUCAUAUAAAUUCUUCUACACAAGUGGAACAUACACCUUUGAAUGAAGAAGAUACAAAGAAGCUGAGUCCGGCUUACAGCAACACGGAAACUUAUCAGAGUGUCUCUGAUGACGAUGCACAUGAUGAAGAUCAUUCUUCUACUUUAGCUAAUGGGUGGCAUUCAGACAAUGAAUUGAAAGGUCUUCCACCACGGAUAAUUAAGCACAAAGAGGAAUCUAAUAGUUUGAUGUUUCAGAAAAGUGAACUAUCAGAGCAGUUCAAGAGAAUUUGUCCUGAUAAUUCCUCAACCUUUAAUAAUUUGGUUGCCUAUGGUACCAAGGAAGGUUUGGCUCAAGUACCACCUGAGUGGACACCACCUAAUGUCAGUGUGCCACUAUUGAAUUUAGUUGAUAAAAUAUUCCAGCUAAAUCGGAGAGGAUGGUUAAGGAGGCAAGUAUUCUGGAUUUCAAAACAGAUUUUGCAGCUAAUAAUGGAAGAUGCUAUUGAUGACUGGAUUUUGAGGCAAUUACAUUGGCUGCGUAAAGAGGAAGUUAUUGCGCAUGGUAUCCAUUGGGUCCAAAAUAUCCUUUGGCCUAAUGGCACCUUCUUUAUGAAGUUUGGAAGCUCACAAGAAAAAUCAGAUAAAAGUGACUUCAGUCAGAAAUCAGCUCAAAGUAGGAGCCAGCGGUACAGUGAUAAAGUUGGUGGACCUAGCUCUUUUGAGUUCCAGCUUGAAGCAGCUCGCCGAGCAAGUGAUGUGAAGAAGAUGAUUCUUGGUGGAGCUCCGACCGCACUAGUCAGCCUAAUCGGACAUAGCCAAUACAGACGCUGUGCAAAGGAUGUGUACUAUUUUCUCCAGUCCUCUGUCUGCUUGAAGCAACUGGGAUAUAGUAUGCUGGAACUGGUGCUAGUAUCAAUAUUUCCGGAGCUGCGAGACUUGAUUGUAGAAAUACAUAAAAAAUUCCAAGCGAAUAAAUGGGCAUCAGAAACAAUGUGAUUUUUCUUUAUCUCAUUGCCAGCAUUGAACGAGUGAACUCCAGUAUCCUGACGGUUUGGAGUUGGUCGGUGUACAAAGCUCUAGAAGUUUGCAUCCAUGGAUGGUAAAGCUCUUCCGCUGGUCUGCUGGUAAUUUCCAUCCAUAAUGGCUUUGAAUCCUUGUCGUGGAGUUGUGUGCUCCUGUAAAUUUUGUUCAACUUGUAUGGUUGCAUUGCACUAUACUUUUCUUCUUUGUACAAUCAUAUUUAAGAAUAAUGUUGCUGGAUGAACUAGGCAGCAAGUUUAAUUUUAUACGACUAUUAUUUAUAUUGAGUUGAAGAUCUUCCACA